AUGGCCGAGGUCGCGGGCCCAAGCCCCUUCCACCCCGGGGAGGCCGAGGUGCAGGAGGCCGUGAGCGGGCGGCACCACGGCGAGAGCAUCGGGCGCCAGUUCAUACGCCCGUACAUGCCCGACCAGCACCGCGAGUUCUUCGCCUCGCAGAGGAUAAUGUACGCGGGGACGGUGGACAAUGAUGGCAGGCCGUGGGCGUCGGCGAUCGUGGGGAAGCCGGGAUUCGUGACAGCGCCCGACGACAAGCACUUGAGGAUCAGCCCGAUUCGGCCCUACGCCGGCGACAGGGGCAAUUUCGGCGCGGGGGGCUUCAUGGGCCUGCUGGGGCUGGACCUGUCCAACCGACGGCGCAACAGGGCCAACGGCGCGAUCAGCGAGGCGCGCGAGGGCGGGAUCCUGCUCAAUGUGGACCAGAGCUUCGGCAACUGCCCGAAGUACAUCACGGUCAGGCGGGUGGUGGUGGACGUGUCCGGGCUAGAGGCGAUGGGGCAGGCCAAGGAGACUACGACGGGGACGGCGCUUGGCCCGGAACAGAUGGCCAUGAUCAGAAAGGCGGACAUCUUUUUCAUCGCGAGCGCGUUCGGUGGUCCGGUGGGGCCAGGGUCUAGGUCCAGCUCGGUGGGCGCAGACGUGUCGCACCGGGGCGGACCCCCCGGCUUCGUGCGCGUCGUGGACGCCUCCACCCUCCGGUGGCCCGACUACGUCGGCAACGGCUUCUUCAACACGCUGGGCAACAUCGCGGCAGACCCGCGGUGCGGGCUGCUGUUCGUGGACUACGCCACCGGCGACGCGCUGCAGGUCAGCGGCAGGGCGACGAUCCUGUUUGAGGAGCGUGACUUGCCGGGGGCGCAGCGCACCGUGGAGUUUCGCGCGGAGGAGUUCAGCCACGUGCGGGGGGCGCUGCCGCUGACGGUGGAGGGCGAGGCGGAGCUGUCGCCGUACAACCCGAGCACGGCUGAGGAAGUGGGGAGCCAGAUGGUGGAGUGUGUCAGCGUCAAGGACGAGGCGCAGGGCGUCAAGACCUUCGAGUUCCGCCUGCCGGAGGGCGAGGGCGGCAAGCCCGCCUCCUACCUGCCCGGCCAGUUCGCCACCUUCGACCUGCGCAUCCCGGACUCCAGCCCCAGGCCCGUCAACCGCACCUGGACCGUCUCCUCCAAUCCCCGCGACUCAAGAGCCACGGGCACCUUCACGAUCACCGUCAAGAAGAUCGGCCUGGCGUCCUCGUGGCUGCACAACCGAAUGGCCCCCGGGAUGUCGAUCGCAUUCAAAGGCUUCGGCGGAGACUUCACGCCGUUGUCUUGCCAGGACUGUGACGUGCGUGCCGCGUCCGUGGUGCUGGUGGCUGGUGGGAUCGGCAUCACUCCGCUGCGCAGCAUGCUGAAAGAGUUCGAGCGCGCCGGCACGGACGUCCACGUGUUGUACUCCACACGCACGUCUGCCGAGGCCGCCUUUUUGGACGAGAUUUCAGAGACGGCGGAGAGGAGCGGGGGGAGGAUACGGCUGACGGCCACCGUGACUGGGGAUGACCCGGGGUGGGGGGGACUAAAGGGGCGCGUGGACGAGGCGUUUCUGAGCAGGCACAUACCGGAUCUGUGCGACCGGGAGGUGUACCUGUGCGGGCCGCAGGGUUUCAUGAACUCCGUCACCGCGGCGCUGGAGCGCAAGGGCUGCGGCGCGGAGGCGGUGCUCACGGAGUCGUUCAAUUUCUGA
This is a messenger RNA of Ostreobium quekettii, 1710 nucleotides long. NCBI's taxonomy places the organism in Eukaryota, Viridiplantae, Chlorophyta, Ulvophyceae, Bryopsidales, Ostreobiaceae. The record is from the annotation of a GenBank genome assembly.